UUGGACAGAAUUGUCAAAAAGACGUCGUGUGUGUUUGAAUAAACGUUCUAGAAAAUUUCACCGAUAGGAGUUUCGAAUUUAGCAGUAAAAUCAAACAAUUUAAAAUUAAUCAACACAUUCAGUAAGUGCUAAAGAACGCUGAUAUCGAGAUGACAUUAAUUCCAUGCUAUAAUCGAGGAUGCGGAAAGGAUUUCGAUCCAGAUACUAAUACCGAAGAAUCUUGUCGCUUCCAUCCGGGCCUACCAUACUUUCAUGAUGCGUACAAAGGAUGGUCAUGUUGCAACAAGAAAAGUGUCGACUUUACGGAAUUCUUGAAUAUAAAAGGCUGUCAAGUGUCGAAGCAUUCAAAUGAAAAACCACCAGAACCGGAGAAGCCCAAACAAGACGUUGUCGUGGAAGAACCGCCACCGAUGCCAUCUCCUGUAGUCAAUUCGGCAUUGGAACGCAUAGAUUUCAAUGCACCUCUGACCGUCAUAGAACCAACUGUUGCGCCAGCAUUAAAGCAAACCAUAGACAAUAUCGGACCGAGUGCGGCCGCUAAGAGUGUAGCUGCUGAUAGUAGUUCAAUUCCGGUUGGAACUGUGUGCAAGAAUGGAGGUUGCGGUAGUGUUUAUGAAUCGCCGGUCUCGGACCAAUCAAUUUGUUGCCAUCAUCCCGGAUGUCCCAUAUUUCAUGAAGGAAUGAAAUUUUGGUCAUGCUGUACAAAGCGGACGUCAGAUUUUGCGACGUUUUUAAAUCAAAAGGGAUGCUCUGAGGGUCAGCACAAGUGGAUACAAAGCAAAGAAGACUCCGAGGCAAUUAGAUGCAGAUACGAUUGGCAUCAAACGGCCACGAACGUAGUCAUUGCUAUCUACGCUAAGUCCUACCAUUACGCCAAAAGUUACGUAAAAGUAAAUCCGAUUCGGCUGGACGUUUGUUUAGUGUUCCCGCAGCAGAGCGAUGCCGAAUUUACGCUAAAUUUAGAAUUGAGAGGCGUGAUUGAUGUUGCACAGACGAAAGUUCAGUUUUUGGGAACCAAAGUGGAAAUAUCGCUGGCAAAGGCUGAACCGGGUAGCUGGGCGAAAUUGGACUUCCCGAAACCGGUUCAGCCGGCACCAAGCAUGCCAGCAACGACAAAUGUUGACACUAAGUCGGAUCCGGAUUCGGAUGUCGAUUUGGACGAUAUUGAAGCUAUGAAUGCGGUCACAAUUAAAGAUAUUUGAAGGAAGGAUGUGUUGGCGAGCGAUUUGUGAAGAUUUUGUCUAAGAUUUUGCUAUGUUUUUUUCCGUUUAUUUUUCAACGAAAUGUUACAAAUAAAUGAUCCUGCUCUUAAUCUCC
Molecule: messenger RNA, 1317 nt
Organism: Bradysia coprophila
Lineage: Eukaryota; Metazoa; Arthropoda; Insecta; Diptera; Sciaridae
Gene: mora
Product: cysteine and histidine rich domain containing protein
Source: RefSeq, a predicted model, not a curated record